CCCAGACCAUUAGUUGUCAUCAUAAAACUAUUGGUCAUAUUCUUGCUCAAUACUUAACCCCUGAAAAAACACUUCCUAAAAAAAAUAUCAGCCGUCCUCCCUUGAUCAACACUGCAGGUUGUAAACACCUUAAGAAACUUGUAACCAAUGAAAAGAGGCAGUUUACAGCAGAUGCACUCCAUAUAGUCUUUGAAAAAAAACAAGUGAAGCAAACAGGUUCAAACGGAUUGAGUGAUGCCAGGAAAAGGCCUAUAUAUAUGUAUGGCAUAAAACUGAAGAAGAAUUGCAACCAGACUGUCUUGCUCCGAAGGUUGUUUGAAAUGAGGGAUGCAUGGUGUGGACUGGGUUUGCUUAGAAGGAAUGUGAACCACUUGUCUUGCAUUCCGGCUUUGUUACAGGUAGAGUGCAUGCACAGUUAUUGA
This is a messenger RNA of Acaulospora morrowiae, 422 nucleotides long. The record is from the annotation of a GenBank genome assembly. NCBI's taxonomy places the organism in Eukaryota, Fungi, Glomeromycota, Glomeromycetes, Diversisporales, Acaulosporaceae.